GGCGCCCCCGGGAGGAGGCUCCCACGAUGAGCGGCCGGCUCCUGCUCCUCGCCGUGCUCCUGGGCCCCCCGGCUGUCGUGGCGCAGAAGAGGAGCCAAGUGGUGUGCGAGGACGUGCUGGAGGCCGACAUCGCCUUCCUGGUGGACGGCUCGUCCAGCAUCGGCAGGAACAACUUCCGCGCCGUCCGCGCCUUCAUGGAGGACCUGGUGGCACCCUUCGUGCACGCCGUGGGCGAGAAGGCGGUGCGCUUCGCCGUGGUGCAGUACAGCGACGAGCCGCGGGUGGAAUUCACCUUCUCCCAGCACGCCAACGGCACAGGUGUCCGGAGGGCCAUCCAGCAGCUGAGCUACAAGGGUGGCAACACACGGACCGGUGCUGGCCUUCGCUACAUCUCUGACAACUUCUUCGGUCCCACACAUGUCCGGCCCGGGGUCCCAAAGAUCUGCAUCCUCAUCACGGAUGGCAAGUCCCAGGAUGAUGCUGAGCAGUCGGCCGUGAAGCUGAAGAGCCAGGGCAUCAAGGUCUUCGCCGUGGGGAUCAAGAACGCCGACGAGAAGGAGCUGGUCCGUGUGGCCUCGGUACCCACCGACUUCUUCUUCUACUACGUCGGCGACUUCAAGCUGCUGGGCACGCUGGUGCCGCUGAUGACGCGCCGGGUGUGCACGAGCUCUGGGGGCACCCUGCGCACCCUGGACGGACCAGGCCACGCUGGCCCCUCCAACCUGGAGAUCCUGGAGCGAGGCCCUGACCUUCUGCGCAUCCGCUGGACCCCGGCCAGCGGCCCCGUCACCGGCUACAGGGUGCAGCACGUCCCGCUGACGGGGCUGGGGCAGCCCGUCGUGGCCGAGAGGCAGGAGGUGAGCCUGGGCCCCCGGGAGACCAGCGCUGUGCUGCGGGGGCUGCGCGUGGGGACGGAGUACCUGGUCACCGUCAUCGCCCAGUACGCCAACAGCGUCGGCGAGUCAGUUUCAGGCCGGGCGCGCACCCCGGCCGUGCAGCACGUGGCCGUGCACAACGUGUCGGCGCAGAGCAUGCUGCUGGCCUGGCAGCCCGUCACUGGUGCCACCGGCUACCGCCUCUCCUGGGCUGCCCUCACAGGGCAGGACCGGCGCAAGGUGGAGCUGGAUGCCAGGCAGACGUCGCACGUGCUGGGGGGGCUGCAGCCCAGUACGGACUACGUGGUGACAGUGGCCCCGCUCUUCGGGCAGCUGGAGGGGCCCGCGGCCUCCGUCCGGCAGAGAACAGAGGCUAGUGUGGAGCAGACGCUGCGGACCAACAUCCUGGGCCCCACGGCCAUCCAGGUGCUCUGGGUUGCCCUCCGCGAGGCCCGCGGCUACCGCCUGGAGUGGAAGAGAGCCACAGGACCGGAGCCCCCCAGGACGGUGUCGCUGCCCAGCAGCAUCAGCAGCUACCAGCUGACGGGGCUGCAGCCGGGCACCGAGUACCGCAUCACCCUCUACACGCUCUACGAUGGCGGGGAGGUGGCCACCCCUGUCACCACCUUCCAGACGGGCGUGGAGGUGCCCGUGGGCGCCGUGACGGAUCUGCGGCUCCUCGAGGACAUGGGCAGGAGAGUACGGCUGGGCUGGACUGGUGUCCCCGGCGCCACUGAGUACAAAGUGACGGUGCGCAACGCCCAGGAUGGCACGGAGAGGACGAGGCGUGUCCCAGGCGGCCAGACGGUGCUGGAGCUGGGUGACCUCCGGGAAGGUGUCACCUACCUGGUGCGUGUCUCAGCCCUCGUGGGUGGCCGGGAGGGCGGCGCCGACACGCUCAACAUCCGUGUCAAGUACCCGGCAGUGGGCAGCAUCUCUGAGCUGCGGGUGGUGGAGGCCAGUCCCAGCCAGCUGCAGGUCACCUGGAGGGGGCUGCCGGGUGCCGGGGGCUACCGGCUGACGUGGCGGGCCAGUGAUGGCCAGGAGCAAUCCCGCUUCCUCCCUGCCGACCCCACCACCUUCACCAUCGAGGGGCUGCGAGCUGGGACCGUCUAUGCCAUCGGUGUCUCUGCCACCAUCGAUGGCCGUGAGGGUCCCCCUGUCACCACCACGGGGCGGACAGCGCCCGAGCAGGUGGGGACAGUGUCCCGGCUGGAGGUGCAGUCGUCCAGGAGCAACGUUGCCCGUGUCACCUGGGUCGGCGUGCCAGGAGCCACCGCGUACCGCGUGGUGUGGAGCCGCAGGGACGGGGGCUCGGAGAGCAGCCAGCGGGUUCCCGGCCACAUCAGCUCCUUCGACAUCCCCGACCUGGAGGGAGGCGUCUCCUACACCGUGAAGGUCACGGCGCUCGUUGGCAACCGGGAGGGCAAUCCCGUCUCCAUCAUCGUCACCACCCCCCCGGUGCCCCCCAUCAGCGGAUUCCAGGUGACGGAGGCCUCGGAGCAGCGCCUGCGCCUGGCCUGGGUGCCGGUGGCCGGCAGCACCGGGUACCGCCUGGCCUGGCGCCCGGCUGAGGGAGGGCCCCAGCGCAGCCAGCAGCUCCCGGCUGCAUCCAGCUCCUACGACCUGGGGGGGCUGGAGCCCGGUCGGCGCUACCAUGUCAGCAUCACCAGCCUGGUGGGCGGCCGGGAGAGCUCGCCCGUCACCGUCACUGCCGUCACCGCUGCCCCCGGCCGUGUCACCAGCCUGCGGGUGACCGACGUGCGGAGAGACUCCGUAACGCUUGCCUGGACUCCCGUCCCUAGUGCCUCUGGGUACGUCCUGUCCUGGAGCCCUCCUGCAGCCGGCGGCGAGGCACAGCGGGCACUGCCAGGCACCGCCAGCUCCCAGCAGGUCUCCGGGCUGCGCCUGGGCCAGCGCUACACCUUCACCAUCCGCCCGCUCCUCGGCAGCGUGCCGGGGGCUGAGACCUCCGUCAGCGAGCGCCCAGUCUGCAGGGACGCCCGAGGUGACAUCGUCUUCCUGGUGCAUGGCACCCGUGACAGCUCCUCCGGCGCCGACACCGUGCGCAGCCUCCUCUCCAACACCAUCACUGCCCUGGGACGCCUGGGCCCCGAUGGCACCCAGGUGGGCCUGGCCACGUACAGCUACCGCAGCCUGCCCUGGCUGCUCCUCAACCGCUCCAGCGACCUGCCCGCCGUGCUGGAGCAGAUCCGCACCAUGCGCUACGAAGAGCCCAGCGGCAAUGCCAUCGGAGCAGCCAUCACCUUCGCCAGGACCUACCUGCUGAGCCCCGGCGCGGGGCGCCGGCCCGGCGUGCCGGCGGUGCUGGUGGUCCUGGCCGACGGCCCCUCUGGGGACGAUGCCAUCACUGCGGCCAGGGACAUCAAGGCUGCGGGGGUGCGGGUGCUGGCGGUGGGCUUGGAGGGGGCAGACCGGGAGCAGCUGCGGCGCAUGGUGACGGCCGAGGACCCGCGCUUCGUCUUCCCCAACCGCGGCGCGCUGCAGGAGCUGGAGGGAGAGCUCACCGACGACCUCUGCACUAUCAUCUCCACCAGGCCGGAGCCGGAGCCAAAGCCCUGCGCCGUGCAGUGCCCCAAGGGCGAUAAAGGGGACCCUGGUGAGGCGGGGCCGCGGGGACUGACGGGGCUUCCUGGCCUGAAGGGGGAAAAAGGCGAGCCGGGAGAGCCCAGGGUGAUUGUGGAUGGAGGACAGGGUCUGCCCGGACGGAAAGGGGAGCCGGGCACGCCGGGCAACCCUGGCCCCCCCGGCAGCCCUGGCCCCCGGGGUCCCUUUGGAGAUCCAGGCCCUCUGGGUCCCACGGGGCCCAUGGGGCCACCGGGACCUCCGGGAGACUUUGUAAAGGGGGAGAAAGGUGACCGAGGGGAGAGGGGUCUGCCUGGGGACCCCGGUCCUCGGGGACCUGCCGGCACCCCUGGACCCAAGGGCGAGAAGGGUGAUGGUGAGGACGGUUUGCCAGGGCCACCCGGCCGCCCAGGGGACCCAGGGGACCGGGGAGACCGCGGGGCGCCAGGCGAGCUGGGAGAGACGGGCGAGAAGGGUGAUCCAGGAGCGCCCGGCGAGCCCGGCCAGCCGGGUGACCCUGGUCUGAGCAUCCCGGGCCCGGCCGGCCCCAAAGGCGAGCAGGGCGAUCGGGGCAUCCCUGGCCUUGCUGGCAGGAGCGGCCCCAAGGGGGACCCAGGGGAGCCGGGCGAGAAGGGCGAGCCGGGCCAAGCGGGCACACCAGGGCAGACAGGGCUGCGUGGCAAGGAGGGCGAGCGUGGAGAGAAAGGUGACGAAGGCACCCCGGGCGAAGCAGGCCUGCCUGGCAAACCCGGAGACAGGGGUCCGCGGGGGCUGCCCGGGUACCGCGGCCCCCCCGGGGAGAAGGGCGACCUCGGGGACCCGGGUCCCGAAGGCAGAAACGGCGCCCCAGGAGCACCAGGGAACAAGGGUGACCGUGGCGAGCCGGGGCCUCCUGGACCUCCGGGACGAUCAGUGGAUGCGGGGCUCGGAGGAGCAGGGGAGAAGGGCGAGAAGGGGGACCCCGGGGACCCUGGCGAGGACGGAGCGAAGGGUGCCAGGGGUGACACCGGCCCCCCCGGCCUGCCGGGAGAGAGAGGCAUCGAGGGCCCCCGCGGCCCCCCUGGCACACGGGGUGACCCUGGGGACCGAGGCUUGCCAGGAGAGAAGGGAGAGCGUGGCCCACCAGGGCUGGACGGCCGCAACGGGCUGGAAGGGAAACCUGGGCCCCCAGGUCCCCCCGGGCUGAGGGGGGACCCAGGGAAGCAGGGGGACCCCGGCCGGGAUGGGCUGCCGGGGCUGCGUGGGGAGCAGGGUCCGCCUGGUGCCGUGGGACCCCUGGGGCCGCCCGGCCUCCCCGGCAAACCCGGUGACGAUGGCAAGCCUGGCCUCAACGGCAAGAACGGAGAAGACGGGACACCAGGAGAGGACGGGAGGAAGGGCGAUAAAGGCGAUGCCGGGGCCCCUGGCAGAGACGGCCGCAGCGGUGCCAAGGGCGAGCAGGGGGACAGCGGCGUGCCUGGGCCCCCCGGCCCCCCUGGCCUCCCCGGCAUCCCUGGGCAGGUUGGCCCCCCAGGCCAGGGGCGACCUGGCAUCCGCGGUGACCCCGGGACUGCAGUGAACAUCGAGCGUAGCCUGGAAGCCCUCGGCAUCAAGGUCUCAUCCCUUAAGGAGCUCACGGGUGCCUACGACGGGAGCUCGGACUCAUUUCUGCCCGUGUCCGAACGGCUGCGGGGGCAGAAGGGCAGCCGGGGGGAGCCAGGAGAGAGGGGCCCCCCGGGACGGGAGGGCUCCUUAGGCUUCCCCGGUGAGCGAGGACCCAAAGGUGACAAAGGGGACCAAGGUGCCCCCGGCCCCCAGGGUCCUGCAGGCCGGGCUGUGGGCGAGCGGGGCCCCGAGGGGCCGCCUGGGCAGCCGGGGGAGCCUGGCAAGCCGGGCAUCCCGGGGGUGCCGGGCCGGGCCGGGGAGCUGGGGGAGGCCGGGCGGCCCGGCGAGAAGGGUGACCGGGGCGAGAAGGGCGACCGGGGUGAGCAGGGCAGAGAUGGCUUGCCAGGCCCCCCAGGUCCCCCAGGGCCCAAGGUAGGUGACAGAUGCUGCUGGGGACCCUCUCCAAGAGGGGAGCGCGGCCCCCCCGGACCCAAGGGAGCAAAGGGUGAGCCGGGUGCCGAGGGCGAGCGAGGACCCAAAGGAGAUAAGGGUGAAGGCGGGCCGCGGGGCGAGCGAGGAGAGCCUGGCGAGAAGGGCAGGGAUGGCUCCCCGGGCCUUCCAGGAGAGAGGGGUCUGGCUGGCCCCGAGGGGAAGCCGGGCCCGCAGGGCUUUAGAGGGCCCCCCGGCCCCCCAGUAAGUACCCCGCAGCCGGGUACUGCGCAGUGGCACCAUGCUCAUCCCCUGGGGAACUUCUGGGGCAAGCGGGGCCGCUUGGAGGGCUUGCCAGGCUUCCCCGGCGUGCUGGGACGCCCGGGCAACCAGGGAGAGCCGGGGCCACCAGGACCUCCGGGCUUGCCCGGUCCCCAGGGCAGCAUGGGACUGCCUGGCCCCCCUGGCCCCCCCGGCCUCGUGGGUCCGCAGGGUGCCCCCGGGCUGCCAGGACAAGUGGGGGAGAGCGGCAAGCCGGGCGUGCCGGGCCGGGACGGCGUGUCGGGGAAGGAUGGCGAGCCGGGGAUGCCAGGGAAGAUGGGUGUGCCGGGACCUUCGGGCCCUGCCGGCCCCAAAGGGGAGCCAGGGGACGCCGGAGCCCCGGGGCAGGCCAUCACCGGCCCCCCCGGUGCCAAGGGCGAGAAGGUAAGGAGCUGGGGUACGUGGGGGGCCCCCACCCCGCAGUGGGCAGGGGUCCGCAGGGUGCUGAGCCUCGUGUCGCUGCAGGGCGAGCCGGCGCUGCUGGAGGGAGUGCUGCUGGGCGAGCCCGGAUCCAAAGGUGCCCGGGGCUUGCCCGGCCCCAAGGGAGAGAAGGGGGAGCCCGGAGGAUCCGGAGAGCCGGGAGACCCCGGGGAAGACGGAGCCAAGGGGGCGUCCGGAGCCAAGGGAGAGAAGGGUGACAUCGGCCUGCCAGGACCCCCAGGACCCCCGGGCUUAGCGGGUAUCGCUGGGGCACCGGGACAGCCAGGCCUGAGAGGGGACAGCGGGCAGCCUGGCGUGCCAGGUCCCCCGGGAGAGCGGGGCACACCUGGGGCCUCUGGCCAGAAGGGUGACAAGGGUGAAGACGGGCGCCCGGGGCUGGCAGGCGAUCGCGGGCUGACGGGCUUGCCUGGAGCCCGAGGGGAGCGCGGGGACAAGGGAGACGUCGGGGCCAUGGGGCCCAAGGGAGACAAGGGCGAUAGCAUCGUGGUGGAGGGGCCCGCUGGGGUGCGGGGCAGCAAGGGGGAGCCGGGAGACCGUGGCCUGAAGGGCUCAGAAGGGGACAAGGGGGACAAGGGCGAGCAGGGCAUGCCCGGAGAGAAGGGGGCGAGGGGCGAGCAGGGCGAGAAGGGCUCCACGGGCUUCCCCGGGGCACGCGGCCCCGGCGGGCAGAAGGGCCAGCCUGGCCGGGAUGGCAUCGCUGGAGCCCGGGGAGAGAAAGGGGACGUGGGGUACCUGGGCAUGCGUGGCCCCAAGGGUGACCGCGGCAUGAAAGGCGCCUGCGGCCUUGACGGGGACAAGGGCGAGAAGGGAGAGCCGGGGCUGCCGGGGCGCUCGGGACUGCCGGGGAGGAAAGGCGAGCCGGGAGAGCUGGGGCUGUCAGGAGUGCCGGGGGCCCCCGGGAAGGAGGGACUCAUGGGACCCAAGGGCGACCGGGGAUUCGACGGGCAGCAGGGAGCCAAAGGAGACCAGGGGGAGAAAGGAGACCGGGGUGCUCCAGGUGUUAUUGGUGCCCCCGGCCCCCGGGGCAGUGACGGGGUUCCUGGCCCCCCUGGCCCCCCAGGCAGCAUUGGCCCGCGAGGACCUGAGGGCAUGCAGGGCCAGAAGGGGGAGAGAGGCCCCCCGGGGCAGGCGGUGAUGGGGGCUCGCGGCGUGCCCGGCAUCCCCGGCGAGCGAGGAGAGCAGGGCAGUCCUGGUGCUGAGGGGCUCCGCGGGGAGAAGGGGGAGCCGGGCAUGACGGAGGAGGAGAUCCGGGCCUACGUCAGGCAGGAGAUGAGCCAGCACUGCGGGCAGGACAGGCACGUCCUCAUGGACACCAACGACCUGGAGUACGACAGCACCUACGCGGAUGAAGAGGAGGAGGACUACGAGGCAGCCCUGGAGGCAGACAGCUCGGAGCAGCCUGCCGCUGACGCCUCGCCCUGCGGGCAGCCCCUGGACGAGGGGGGCUGCAAGCGCUACACGCUGCGCUGGUACUACAGCCAAAGAGCCGCCGAGUGCCGGCCCUUCGUCUACAGCGGCUGCGGGGGCAACACCAACCGCUUCGGCAGCCGCCAGGAGUGCGAGCUGCGCUGCGGGCAGCAGACGGGGGCAGGUGCCCCCCGGGGCGGUGCCGGCAGCGCUGCGGGCGGGCGGCCGGAGGCGUAG
Messenger RNA from Cygnus atratus (black swan), 7880 nucleotides. RefSeq names its product collagen type VII alpha 1 chain (gene COL7A1). Bases 27 to 7880 code for a protein of 2617 amino acids. Gene Ontology annotation, molecular function: protein binding; serine-type endopeptidase inhibitor activity. The transcript is spliced from 96 exons. Lineage: Eukaryota; Metazoa; Chordata; Aves; Anseriformes; Anatidae. The record is from RefSeq and is a predicted model, not a curated record.